GCCAGUAAGAAGGCUGCUAAUAAGAGACAGAGGGGAGCCCAGAAGAGCUGUUCCAAUGUCUUCUCCAUGUUCGAACAGUCCCAGAUACAGGAGUUCAAGGAGGUAUGUAGCUACAGUACACUUACACUGUCUACUUAAUAAAAGUGCCAUUUUGGUGCAGUUUGGAUGGCUGGUCCAUAGACAUUAGACAUCAGAGGAAACGACUCUAAAUAUAAGACAUAAAAACAUUUGGAUAAUCAUUAUUUAUUUUAUGAUGAAGGUAAAAUUCUGGGAGGAAAAUCUAUUAACAACGGAUGUACUGUGUUUAUUUCCAGGCUUUCGGUUGUAUUGACCAAGACAGAGAUGGUGUAAUCAAAAAACAGGACCUGAGAGAAACCUAUGGACAGCUAGGUAUUCUGAUAGUCUCUCUUUAAAAAUGUGUGUGUGUGUAUGCGCGUGUGUAUGUUGAUUUAUGUUUUUGUGUACCAGGGAAGCUGAACGUUAAAGAUGAGGAACUGGAUGAGAUGUUGAACGAGGGGAAGGGUCCCAUCAACUUCACUGUGUUCCUCACUCUAUUUGGAGAGAAACUCAACGGUGAGACCCCAUCCCUCUACUUCUCCACCCCUUCUGCUGUAUGCGUCUUUUGUUUGUUCAUGUUGACUGAACUGUAACCCUCCCCCUACAGGCACAGACCCUGAGGACACCAUCCUCGCUGCCUUCAAGCUUUUUGACCCAAACAGCACAGGCUUCGUCCACAAGGAUGAGUCAGUAUCAUUUGAACCUACACAGAUUGCCAAAAUUUGCAAUGACACAUAAUGUGGACAAUUAAUUAUUAAUUAGUUAUGUAUUCUUUAAAGGUUUAAACGAUUACUGAUGAACCAGGCUGAUAAAUUCACAGCAGAGGAGGUUGGUAUUGUUUUAUUCCUUCUAACCUAUUUUUUUUCUUUAAAAUAAUAAAUAAACAAAUCACACAUUUGACAAAAUACUAGAGCGAGAGAUAAACCAUUCUAUCAGCAGUUCUACAUAGACAGUAGGCCUAUGGUCAAUAUUUAUGCACAUUGUUGCCUAAUCACUCUCUGUCUUCUGAUGAAAUCCUCAGGUGGACCAGGCGUUCUCUGUGGCUCCAAUUGACGUGGCCGGCAACAUCGACUACAAGUCGCUGUGUUACAUCAUCACACACGGAGACGAGAAGGAGGAGUCCUAAAGACCCUCAGCAAAAAACCCUGACCCAACCCAUAACCCCUGAUAGAGCAGAACUGGAAUCUCCUCUGUGGUUGUCUUUUGCCAAUCCAGUAAAGUAAUCAAAUCAACACCUGUCUGUAAAAAGUUUACAUUUGUUUGUAGUUACGUUUAGAUACAGUACAGUUACAAUUUGUGUUAUCUCACA
Molecule: messenger RNA, 1366 nt
Organism: Coregonus sp. 'balchen'
Lineage: Eukaryota; Metazoa; Chordata; Actinopteri; Salmoniformes; Salmonidae
Source: the annotation of a GenBank genome assembly